GCGUUAUCGUUGCAGUAUGGCGGACGAUGGGGACGGUAGGAGUGCAGCGGCGGACACUAGUGGCGGCCAGGGGACUACAGAGGAGUUAGAUCCGGGGGCCGGUCUCGCUAUAACCGUCAUGCUGCUCAAUCUCAGCGUUCUAGCGAUCGUGCUGGUCGUGUGUUACGUGAUUUACGCGCGGGUUUGGAGGAGGGCGGGAGCGGACUCGGGCCGGGGCAGCGAGGCCUCGCCGUUGCCCAAGAUGAGAAGACGCGACUUCACUCUGGAGCAGCUGCGCGAGUACGACGGCGUACAGAACCCGCGCAUCCUCAUGGCAGUCAACACCAAGGUCUUCGACGUGACCAGCGGCAAGAAGUUUUAUGGACGCGAGGGCCCCUACGGGAUCUUUGCGGGAAGAGAUGCUUCUCGGGGUCUGGCCACAUUCUGUCUUGAGAAAGACGCUUUACGGGACGAAUAUGAUGAUCUUUCAGACCUGAACGCUGUGCAGAUGGAGAGUGUUCGAGAAUGGGAGAUGCAAUUCAUGGAAAAAUAUGACUACGUUGGUCGUUUGUUGAAGCCUGGAGACGAGCCGUCAGAGUACACAGAUGAAGAGGACAUGAAGGAUCAUCAAAAACAUGAAUGAUGUGCUGAAUCAUCACAUCAACUGAAGCCUAGGACUGAGAAGGCCACCAUCCAGAGUUGUUGUACCCCAGCAGAACACCCUGAGAAUCUGCCCUAUAACUCCAUCGUACAGUGUCCCCAGUACAACCAACACCAAAUACAUUGACUUAAUGCGCCAUCACAAAGGAGCUACACGUCUCUUUCUAGAAGCCCCCUGAUGUUCUGAAUGUUCUUCACCUUCUACAAAAACAGAUUAAUAGCCUGUCAGAGUUUCCCGUAGUCACCUGCUCUUGAUAUAUUUCCAGCUACCGUGUCGUUGCCCCUCCAGAUUCCAUCUUCCUGGCCCACCUAAACACUCAAUUGAAACACUCAUCUAUAUACUUCAUAACCCAUCCGACCUACACUCUAAAUACUCCACCAUACAGUCUAAACCCUAAUCGCUCAAUCCUACACCAUAAACUCUGUUUACCGUACACAUUAAACCCUCUAUCAUAUUCUGUAGCCUAAACUCUGCUAUAUAACCCUACAUCCCAAUUGGAAAGUGAAACGGACCUGAGGCUUUUUAAAAACCCUGCAGAUUUAUGUGUUCCGGCUUGGACUGAAAAUGUGAAAUGAUUAAUAAAAUGGAGGAAAAAGGAAACCCUGAAUACACAUACAUUUAUAUUCUUAUAUUUUUCUUUGGGGACAUCACCGUUCAUGACCUCAGACGUGAGAGGCCAUAUGCUCAUGGCAUAAACGAAAAGGGGCUGAUAACAGGAAUGCACAACAGGUUAAAAAUUGCCACUGGGGUCUUAAUUCUUUUUCUUUCUCUUUAAGUUGCUAGUUUUUGGUGUGUAAUUAUUUUUGUACCACAGCACACAUCUCAAACACUUUGAGCAUUUAAAUCUCAUGCCUGUUCAUCAUCUGUGGGAACAUUGUAAUUUUAAAUCAAUGUAAAUGUCAAAUGGAAAUAGUAACCAAUCCAAAAGCCAGAUGUGUCUGCCAUCAUCCAAUCCAAAUGUGGGAGGGCCUGGGGUGGGUCAGGUUCUUUCUCAGCAAUUUUUGUAUUGUGUGCUCCACUAGUGUGUAACGAUUUUUGUAAAAACAAUUUGGGAUGCUGUAGGGAUUUGAAAGGGGGUUUUGGGUGGGUGUCUGUUUGCAUUCUUGCCAUGAAACUGUUGUUUAAUGUGAGCUGUAUAAAUCUGAAUGGCUGGUCGGGAUGCAAAGGGAAGAUCAGUUCUGCAGGUUAAAUAGAUUGGCUUGUCUGCUCAUUGGUCGACAGACCUCUCCCUUCCACUAUUGAUGAUACAGUGUAGAUAUUGUGCCUUAUUUCAGUUUCAUUCUACAACAAAGCAGUCCUAAAUAGUUGAGAUCUAAAGAAAGAUAUGACGGAGAAAACACAAACAAAGAUUUAUGAAAAACAUGAUCUGCUCUGCCCUUUCCACAUUUUCUACCCUUAAUUGGUGUUUGAAAAAGCCAAGGCGCGUUUCCUUAAUUUUCACACAGUUUAGACAACUGAGUCAGACACAGAGGCUUGAUGGCCUGUAUCGUGACCUUGUACAUAGACUUUAUGAGCUAUUUCAGUGUUACUGCCAUAUCUGCGCUGUUAUUAAACUACACGCACUGCUGUGUUGUACUGGCCAAAAGAUCCAUUGCUCUUUCUCUUGUCUCCAUCUGUUUUCCCCCUCUUUUUUGGAUUGAAUUUAUUUUUAAUUGUAAUUUUCAAAACCAUCUUUAAGUGUUGUAAUGUUUUUUUCUGGAGGGGAACAAUGAGGUUGGAAGAAUAUUUCUUCUUUGCUGGGGGAUGAGGGAAAAUUCAAACAAAUUGUGGAUUCUGUAAAUAUGUGUAUCAUUUUAUUAAAGCAUGUGCAGCAAACAGUGAGGUAAUGCUGGCUCUCAUGUCAUGUAUUUAAAUGUGGAGUUUGCAAGGGAGUGUGUGCACGCGUUUAGGGGAGGAGGACAAGAACGUGUUGUUGCAGGAAUAAAUACAUUUGAAUAAUAA
This is a messenger RNA of Myxocyprinus asiaticus (Chinese sucker), 2581 nucleotides long. RefSeq names its product membrane-associated progesterone receptor component 2-like. The transcript has 3 exons. NCBI's taxonomy places the organism in Eukaryota, Metazoa, Chordata, Actinopteri, Cypriniformes, Catostomidae. The coding region runs from base 17 to 622 and encodes 201 amino acids. Gene Ontology annotation, cellular component: endomembrane system; membrane. The record is from RefSeq and is a predicted model, not a curated record.